Papilio polytes (common Mormon) is the source of this 4344-nucleotide messenger RNA. Its product is annotated as RNA-binding protein 5-A-like. The record is from RefSeq and is a predicted model, not a curated record. Gene Ontology annotation, cellular component: nucleus. Gene Ontology annotation, biological process: mRNA splicing, via spliceosome. The transcript has 3 exons. Gene Ontology annotation, molecular function: RNA binding. Lineage: Eukaryota; Metazoa; Arthropoda; Insecta; Lepidoptera; Papilionidae. Bases 228 to 2297 code for a protein of 689 amino acids.
AUCUGGAAGCAUAUUUUUAAUCUAUACUUACAAUUGAUUAAGAAAAGAAAAAUGGCGUGUUUGUCUUUCCUUUUAAAUCUUUGAUAAAACAUUGUAUUAAAACUAGAUUGCAUAGAAAGGAAUAAUAAUCGUGGAAUAAAUUUAUCCAAGCGUUAAAUUUUUAUGCGACAGAUCUGUGUAAAGGAUCACAAGUACAUUGAAUCCGAGUGUCUUACAGCAGGCGAGCGAUGUCGUGGCGCAGGGACGAGCGCAGCUCCCGCUGGGGUGAGCACGACGUUCGCUGGGAGCAGCGGCGCAGCGCGAGCCCGCGGCACUCGCCCCAGAGGGAUCGCCACCGCGAUCGUGAGCGCGAGCGCGACCGCGACCGCGAACGCCGCGACCGCUACGAGCGCGACGCGGACCGCUUUCGAGGCCGCGAGCGCUUCGACAAGCGCGACCGCGAGCGGCGCCGCUCGCCGCUGAAGCGCUACGACGACCGUGACGUUCCGGCCCCGCCUUCGCCGCCUAGGAUCAGCGAUGAUAAAGAAACUACACCGAAUCACGAUUCGGAAUCCAACAGCCCUUCUGCGAGCACCCGACACGAAUACAACUCCGAGGGUGGCGACAAUAAAUGUGACAAAACGGAAGACGGGCAAAGCCCAAAUGGCUCCGCCGGAGAUUGGUUCUGUAAAUGCGGUUCGUACAAUUUUAAACGUCGUCAGGUCUGCUAUCGCCGCAACUGCCAAGGGAAACGUACAGAAGGUACCAUCCUGGGCGUCGACACUGAAAGGGGGAAUGGCUCCGAUCCCAACUCGGGGAUAACAAAGAGACUUCUCUUCAGGCGUUUAGAUGCUUUGACAACAGAGGAAAAGAUUUUGGAAGUACUAAAAGAGAGGUGCUCAAUACAAGUGAUAGAUUCUAUUGCAGGUAUUACAAUAGGGCGUGAAACAUUGACAGGGGCAUCGAAAUGUCUCGCUUAUAUCAAUUUUAAUUCUAUUUCUGAGUCAACAGCUGCUCACAUGGAGCUGAUGUCUUUAAAUCCACCUCUUGACAUAGAUGGUAAAGAAGUCCUAAUAAGUUUUUAUAAUGAGCCUCCUAAAUUACAAAAAUCUGUUCCAACCACUACAGCAGACUAUUCAUCUUAUUAUGCACAAAUGGCAAACUACAGCACACCUUCAUCAGCAGCACUCUCUGAAGCCGACAGAGUCAAUGCUGCAGCAGCAGUUGCCCAGUCCGCCAUCAAUGCAGCACAAGCCCGGCAAAUGUCCUGGGUGCCCGUUUCUGCACCUGUGUUUGUUUCUUCCAACUCCAAAAUGAAUGCUGCAACUAAAAUUCCUACAGGUGAUGGAAAAACUGUGUUUACUGCACCAGAUGUUAGGACAUUUAUGUAUGAUGAAACAUCUGGAUAUUAUUACGACCCUGCCACAGGCUUGUACUAUGAUGGUGCAACUCAGUACUUUUACAACAGUCAGCUCAGUUUGUACAUGUAUUGGGAUGCAACAUCCUCCACAUACAUAGCGGCCACCCAAGCCCACCAGAACACAGACCAGCCAAAACUGCCCAGUCCACCGGAAGCCACCACAGAAAAUACUAUUAUAAAGGAACCGGAGGAAAAGAAAAAGAAAGAUAAGGAAGAUAAAGUAAAGGUGGCUAAAAAGAUUGCUAAAGAUAUGGAAAGAUGGGCGAGAACUUUAAAUCAAAAGAAAGAAAAUGCUAGAAGCAAUUUUGUAAUGGAACAACCGUUGGAUACUGGAGCCAGUAAAGGUUCAGCCGAUAUAGGCUUCUCUGUAGAUAUAAUCGACUGGGCCAAGUUGACAUGUCUUAUUUGCAAACGGAAAUUCCCAUCCGUCGAAGUUCUAACAAAACACAAAACAUUAUCCGACUUACAUAAACAAAAUUUGGCGGAAUUUCGCAAGAAAAAUGAUCUCCUGCCACAGACCAACGGGUAUAGAGACCGAGCCGCAGAGAGGAGGAUGAAGUUUGGAGAGGAUGAGCCACCUCCUAUAAGGAAGCGAUACGAACCCUCCGACAACUCUCAGGCGUCAGCCAUGUCGCAUCCGCCUCCGUCGGUGGUGGACACAAUAGGCGGUAAGAUGUUGCAGAAGAUGGGGUGGUCUGCGGGACGCGGGCUGGGCAAGACGGAGCAGGGCCGGAUAGCGCCCGUGGAGGCGGAGCAGCGGCCCGCGCUGGCGGGGCUGGGGCAGAAGCGCGGAGUCUACACCCCCACGCCGGGGGAGACCUACAGGGAUACUGUCAAGAAGCUGAUGAUCGCCCGCUACAAAGAAGUCGUCGGACAAGAGGAAGGAAACCAUUGGUGAGUUCUGUUGGUUUUAUAUUUAAAUGUUUUUAUAAUACUUUAUUUGCAGGUUGGAUAUCUGGAGGUCAGUGGAUUUGGAGUAAACCAAUCCUCUAUUUGCAUUUAUUUCCAUUACUAAUUAUUUUAUCUAAAUUUGAUUUAUUUAAAAAGAUAUAUAUUAGAUUUAUCUUAUCAGAGACUAUACAGAUUUAAAGAUAAACUCAUUAAAAUGUUAAAUGAGAAAAUGCAAUAUUAAAAACACAAUUUAACUUCAAAAAUACUAAAAAUCAGUAAGUAUUCUAAGAUGCAGUGUGUCAUAUUGGCACAGUUUGUAAUAACAAAAAAUUCUACAUAUCAUAUUUUUGUACAGGAUUUUUGUGUCAUAAAAUCUUAAAUAAUAUUUUUUUGUCAUAUAGAAGUUAUCAUCAAGUGAAAGACAAUGUAAUUAAUUAAUUAAUAUUUCAAAACUAAAAUAUUCCUUGUGUAAGUGAUGAUGAAGACUUAUGUUGAAAAUGGGUUUGAUGUUUCUGUCGGAGGCAACUUGUAGCAAACAUUUCUAAUGUGUUGAUUCUGGUUUCACAAUACUAGAUGUGGCAGCGGCAAGCGCCGCACGGCCGCGUGGCGCGCCCCCACUGUGCGGUGAGUGUGUCUUUAUAUCUUUGUGUUAUUAAUCUUCUCUCCACAGGACACAUUCAUCAAUUAAAUCUUCUCACAAAUGCAACUUUCAGAGAUAAUGUUGAAUUUUUUCUAGGUUAUACAAGAUGAACAUUCUAGAAUCAUUGUCAACUACUCCAUUGUCUAUUAGCCUGUUACCAAAAUGCCUUUUUAUUUUAGCGCAUAUUUUAUCAAAUUGGAAAGAAAAGGUUAUCUAUCCGUGAAAUUCAACUACUGUACAGUCAGCUGUAAAAAUUUUAAUACACUUACAUAACUAGAACUUGCCUUUGAUUACAAAAAUAUAUUUUCACUCAUCUGUCAAUAAAAUAUAUUUAUUGUAAGCAAACAGCCAGGCAUGGGCUUACAUAUUUUUGUAACCAAAACCAUAUACAAGUUUCUGUAGUUUGGUAAAUGUAUACAUAUUUAUGUAGCUGACUGUACAUUUGUAUCAAAUAUAUUGUCUACACACAAUAAUGCCAGUAGCUAGGCCAUGUUUAGGUAAAUUAUAAAAUGUAACGGAAAAGAAGAUUCAUCAAGUAAUUAGUGAAAUUGGAACAUUUUAGACAGGACAUGGACAUAUCUGUGAUUGAAGCUGUGAUAUUACAUUAGUGCUUGUGACAUUGGGACAUCGGGGUGGCGAAUGUGCAAAUCUGUAUUCAAUAUAGUUUAACUGAUAAAUGUGACUAUUUACAUUGCAGAGUCAACGCCAGCAACCAGACUCCGUGCCAAACAAAGUUCUCUUACAAAAUACAUCCCCUGUAUAUAUUUCUCUUUAAUAGUAAACCUCAGGAAUAGGGCUUACCUUUUUUUUGUUUUUUUUUCUUAUAUACUUUCCGUCACAAAUCGUACCUUUCAAUAAAGUGGAUAAAACGAAGUCAGAUUCCAUUAUAAAAGACAAAUUUGUUGUAAAGAACAAAUGAGCAACUAGUUAUUAAAACUAUUAUAUUUAAUUUAGAUUUUGUACAAAAAGUAUGAUAAGUGUAAGACCAUAAAUAGUGUUAAAAACAUAGUAUAAAGCAAGAAGACAAAUUUAAUAUUCAACAAUUCCCAAUACAAGUGCAGUUAUGAAGAGAGAAAAAAUAUUAGGUACUUCAAAGAUGAAUUAAAUUAAGAACUAUAGUUUACUUAUGUGUUCAAAAUGGCAUAUAAAUAUGAAGUGCAUUAAAUUAUAUACUGUAGUUUAGUUUUUUAAUUGUCAGAACAAUUUAAGGAUAUCAUAACAUUUUUAGUAUGUUUUUAAGUAUUAUUCACAUAGUAUAAGUAAUUAUGUUUAAAUUUGUUCAAACAAAUUAUUAGGUGUUGCAAAAUGAAACAUAAACAGAUUGAUGAAAUUUUUGUUAAUGUUAAAAAUCUUAGUUGUGUAGAUGGAUCUACUUUAUAUAGGCUUAUACAUUAUAUUAUAUACUAUUUUUACA